Messenger RNA from Fusarium coffeatum, 276 nucleotides. RefSeq lists its product as uncharacterized. The record is from RefSeq and is a predicted model, not a curated record. The transcript has a single exon. The coding region runs from base 1 to 276 and encodes 91 amino acids. Lineage: Eukaryota; Fungi; Ascomycota; Sordariomycetes; Hypocreales; Nectriaceae.
AUGUACGGAACACCGCACUGGGCGCAUAGUCCUCUUCAAGACGGCACCACCGUUCUCCUAUCCUGUCUUUUGGCCAUCGUUUCCGUCGUGGCUAUUCUUGCUGUUGUCAUUAUCUCCAUCUACUUCAAACAACGCAUGCAGAAGAGCAUCUACGACGAAGUCCUCACCGCAAUCAAAGACGCCGGCUCGGCAGCGAAUAACAAGAACACCGAAAAGGAAUAUGAGAAUGACCAACCUGCUAAAUCCUUUGCUUCUUACAAUGGCACCACUGUUUAA